GAAGUGUGCUGUGGGGUGUGAAGGUGUUGGGUGGUGGCUGUAAACUUUGCUGAGUUUCAGAUCGGAGCCGCAGCGCUGCAGAGAGAGACAGAGGGAGAUAAAGCGGGUUUUUUAACAGUAGAGGGAGUUUAUUAGUUAGUUUAUUAGUUUAAACAGGUUUUACUGUAUUUAAUCCGGUUAUUAAAUAGUUUAUUAGCACAUUAGCUAACUGCUACUUACCGUUAGCUCAUAAAGGCUCAGUAACCCGGAGUAAUGCAGGCCAUAAAGUGUGUGGUGGUGGGAGACGGGGCUGUAGGUAAAACAUGUCUGCUGAUCAGCUACACCACCAACGCUUUCCCAGGAGAGUACAUCCCCACAGUAUUUGAUAACUACUCUGCGAAUGUGAUGGUGGAUGGAAAACCCGUUAACCUGGGUCUGUGGGAUACAGCAGGACAGGAAGACUACGACAGGCUCCGCCCCCUCUCCUACCCUCAGACAGAUGUGUUUUUGAUCUGCUUCUCCCUUGUAAGUCCGGCCUCUUUCGAAAACGUUCGCGCAAAGUGGUACCCAGAAGUAAGACACCACUGUCAAAACACUCCCAUCAUCCUGGUAGGAACUAAACUCGAUCUGAGGGACGAUCAGGACACCAUCGAGAAGCUGAAGGAGAGGAAGCUCACCCCCAUCACCUACCCUCAGGGCCUGGCCAUGGCUAAAGAGAUCGGAGCCGUAAAGUACCUGGAGUGCUCAGCCCUGACUCAGCGCGGCCUUAAAACAGUGUUUGAUGAAGCCAUCAGAGCCGUCCUCUGCCCUCCGCCGGUGAAGAGCAGGAAGAGGAAGUGCACCCUGCUGUAGAAGUGGAGGAGAGGACCGGAGGUCUGUACUGAGUUCUGAGGGAAACGGAGAGAAACAGAGCUGAUUCCAGACACAGUCUCCUUCCUGAAGACCAGUACACACUUUUACCUUCACAAAACUGAUCAUCUAUAGAUAUAGAAACGGAACAAAUUGACCUCAGAUCCAUCUUCCCUUAGACAGAUGUUCACACACAAACCCAAUAUUAGAAUUCCUGAGGCCUUUGAACACAUCACACAUCACCCGUCACGUUUUGAGGAGCUAUCUCGCGCUUGGUUCGCUGUUUACAGUCUUUGUUGGAAUGGAAUGAAGGUCUUUGCCAAAUAGCACUGCUGCAGUUACAACAUCGUUAACACACACACACACACACUACAUCUGUUUCAUUUUUAUGUUUUAUUGACUUGAAAAGUGUUGUAGUGAACAGUAAGCGUGCCCUGUGUCUUGUAAUAAUAAAAUUCCUUAUAGAUUAGUCACUAAGUGUGUUUACAUGCAAUCAAAAUCCGAUUACUGCAGUCUGAUUUAUUAGUAGUUAAAAGUAGUAACAUAAUCCAAUUCUUAGAUGUUCCUAGAUUGAGAUAUAGUGAAACGGUGUAUAAAUCAGAUUAAGAUAAAAAAAAAAAAAUCUAAUUACUCAGAUUAAAAUAGAAAAUCUUAAUCAGAUUUCUGUAUUUUUCAGGGCAUGUAUUCUCUUAACCAGAUUGUUCUCGUAGGUCUUAUUCUGUGUGCAUGCGUGAAAACAGACCCUGGUAGCAGAAAUAAACAAACAGUGUUUAAUAGGGCAGCACCCAUGAGAAGCAGAUGCGUAAAGUUCGGGUUUUACGUAAAAUUUACGUCACGUCGCAAGGCAAGGCAAGUUUAUUAUUUAAAAAAUACGAAUAGAAGUCAAAUAAAAAAACUAUAAUAAAAUAAAGCAUGAAUAAAACAUGAUACUGUUACAGAAUAAAAGUGGGCGGAGCUGCAAUGUUUUAGGCUAAGCUGAAGGUCUGAUCAAACAUGUAGGUUUUUAGUCUGAAUUUAAAAGUGUUUAGUGUUGGUGCUCUUCUAAUGCUCUCUGUUAACUGGUUCCACAAGGCCAAUGUAUACAUUUGCAUGAAACAUACAGUGCAGCUUACAUGUACAAUUUAACCUUCAGAACAAUGUAUAGUCGCGGAUACACAAACGCAGAAUACAGAAGUAAAAAAAAAAAAAAAAAAAGGCAGCUGCAUAGGGCGCUCGCACAGGCUGCUCUAUAAAGAACCAGAAACGCAUGAGGUAUAAAUGCAGACAGCUGCAUAGGGCACUCGCACAGGCUGCUCCAUAGAAAAUGCAAUGCAGAAGUAUAAAUUGGCCUUUAUUCUUCGAGUUUACUGGCUGGUCGCAAAAAGCUGAGUUCUAAUUAUUGAUUAUCUGACUUAUAUAAAGUUAUCUAAUUACCCAAAUUCAUGUAAACGUCUUUAAUGGAUUUCUGACAAAAUCAGCUUACUAAUGUUCUGCAGUAAUCGGAUUUAUGAAGUGCAUGUAAACACAAACACUUAUUAAUAUUUAGCAUAGAAAAAAGAAAACACUAAAUCUGGUUGUGGUAUUGUGGAGAGUUCAUCACUGGCUGUAUAUUUGUAUUAAGUACUACAUGAUCAUCAUGAAUUAUUGAACACUAUUGCUGCGUUUCUUUAGAUCUUGGAUCCAAGUAUGAUAUUUAACCUGGAGCUCCCUCACCAGCAGGAGUUCAUACUCAGAAAGUUGGGAAAGCUUUACAAAGUCCAACCCACGCAUAUCACCAGUAUAUUAUACAGUUUAUUAUCACUUCUAUCUAAUAUUAGGUUUCCCUCAAGGGUUUCUUGGAUGAAAAAUGAUAAUAUAUAUUGUAGAUAUGCACCGAAUUAUCGCCAAAUAAAAUUAUUCAGCAGAAAAAGUCUUAUAAUUCCUAAUAAACUGUGGCAUUAAAUGGCAGUUUGCAGACAGUUUCUGCUGUAAAACGGCGUAUUUAAUAAUCAAAAACCUGCGAAAAAAUGUUGUAAUUGUUUAAAUGCCAUCAUUCACGUUUAAUUCUCUUUGGUUUCACUAACAGUGUUAGCAAUGCUAACCUGGGACGUAAAAUGUGGAUAUGAUGGGUAGACAAUUCAUUCAAUUAUAGUACAAUAUAUUGGGAUACUGUUACUGUAAUCAAGUUGAUAUAUUGAAAAUUAAACAUUUUUAUCCAAUCAGAACAGUGGGAUCUAACAGCAGAGUACAGCACUGCCAUCUAGUGGUUGGAGUUUAAACACAACACUAAAUGAACCACUUCUGACACCAAUCUUUACACCCAAGCUAAUAAUCAACAAUCAGUACUGUGUUUUUGAAUAUUGAUAAUGUGUUGCCAAACGAAAUAUUGCAAAAUAAUACAAUAUCGAUAUUUUCUUACACUUCUACUCAAUGAUUGUCAAACAAAAGUCUUAAUUUAAGCUGACGAAAUGUUUUGGAGAUGUUGGAACGCCGUCAGUCAAUCAGUCGGUUUCUUCAUUCGAAUUCCGAGGAAAAUUGAACGCAGCAUUUCACUUAGAGCAUCGCAAUUGUGUUCUACACAAUACUACGCUAAUACUAUGAGGUAAAGAUUGUGUACUACCAUUAAUACUGAGGGUUUGGAAGGAUAGAUUUUAUGUAUACUAAGUACUACAUACUCAAACACCUAUAGUUAGUAUUGGUAAUUAGUUUACAAUUGGGAUUCACCCAUUGUCUUUGAGUUUUACUGUUAAAUAUGAAGAUUUUGGGCCUGAACAGCUUCAGUGUUGUUUACCUGCUUCAACAGAAGCACAGAUAUACCUCUUAACUACGCUACAGCAAGAUUGUAACUCGCUAUCGUCAAGCUAAGCUAAGCUAUGCUAAGCUAAUCCAAGCUAGUCCUCUUCAAUAUACCAGUCUAACCUAUGUAAAACACGAUUAAUGAGAUUAACGAGAUGGAAACAAACAAACUGAGGUCUGAAAGUGUGGAAAGUGUGUGUAUGUGUGUACUGAAGUGUAUGUGAAAAUGUGUGUGUGGGAAUCGAUGCAUCGAUCAUAUAAAAGAACACUAUAUAUAUUAGGGCUAUCUGUAUUCUUGAUCCUUUAAUGGUUUCGAUGCAUUUAUAAUAAACCUUAUAAUAAAUACAGCAGUAAAUAUUCUUUACAGGGUGUUUUUGUUAACGGCACAUUUAUAGCAACAUAUUUUUCCCGUCUUUUUUUUUAUAUAUAUAUAUUUUUUAAAAGGCAACAGACUACUGUCGACGUUGUAUGUGUUUUACGUGAAAGGAAUUUGUGAAGUAGCUCUUUUCUUUCCUUUUUAAUUUCUCACUCCAACACCAUAGUUAAUCUUUUUUUUUUUGUGAAAAACUAUAUUUUUUACUUUGUACUCGUGGCAAUUAAAUGUCAUAUCGACUUAGUACUUGUUUUUUUUUUUCGUUCUUUUCCUUUUUAAAGGCGUGCAAAAUGGCAUCGAGUAUGAUGAAAAUACAGAGUAUAAAAAUGUGCAUAUUUGCCAUUUAUCAUGUUUUCAUUUGUGUCUGCACAAAUAUAGCCAAUGUUGUAACAUUGUUUUUAGGGCUGAUGCUAAUCACUUGCUAUACAAAAAUGGUAACAGAAAUAAAUAAAUCAAUUAAUUAAUUAAUUAAAAGGAAA
Messenger RNA from Astyanax mexicanus (Mexican tetra), 4434 nucleotides. It is a transcript of the gene rac1b, whose product is annotated as Rac family small GTPase 1b. Lineage: Eukaryota; Metazoa; Chordata; Actinopteri; Characiformes; Acestrorhamphidae. The record is from RefSeq and is a predicted model, not a curated record. The transcript is spliced from 6 exons. Bases 253 to 831 code for a protein of 192 amino acids. Gene Ontology annotation, biological process: regulation of actin cytoskeleton organization; actin filament organization; regulation of cell shape. Gene Ontology annotation, molecular function: GTP binding; protein kinase binding; GTPase activity. Gene Ontology annotation, cellular component: dendritic spine; cytoplasmic vesicle; cell cortex.